This is a messenger RNA of Pieris macdunnoughi, 1620 nucleotides long. The record is from the annotation of a GenBank genome assembly. NCBI's taxonomy places the organism in Eukaryota, Metazoa, Arthropoda, Insecta, Lepidoptera, Pieridae.
AUGACCAUGGCCAUUUUAGAUAUAGUUUUUAUUUUUAGUUUAGUAAAUUCUGUGUAUGGCGCUCAAAUUCGAGUUGAUCCCUUAGUUUUAAUAGACCAAGGGCUAGUUAGUGGUCUCAAAUCUUCAGAUGGAAGUUACUCAAAGUUUCUUGGAAUACCUUAUGGUCAAGUGGAUUUAAACAAUCCCUUUGGAGAAGCAUACCCACAUCCGGGUUUUGGCAGCGAAGUAUAUAAGGCAUAUGUCGGAACCAAAUUGUGUCCACAAAGUAUUAAGUCUUCAGCAACUUUGCGAGCUGCAGAUGGUGCGGAGGAGACAUUGGAUUGUCUGCGACUUAAUGUCUACGCACCAACUGUAGCCAGUUCGCAAAAUCCGCUACCAGUAUUAAUUUGGAUACACGGAGGUAUCUAUGCCGAAGGUAGUGCAGGCAAUUAUGGUCCUGAAAAUCUAGUAAAGCAAGGAAUAGUCGUAGUAACUAUCAACUAUCGGUUAGGACCUUACGGCUUCAUGUGCCUUGAUGUACCAAGUGUCCCUGGCAACACAGGUUUAAAAGACCAAUAUUUAGCACUUCGUUGGGUAAGGAACCACAUUCGCGCGUUUGGAGGAAACCCGUAUAACGUUACUAUCGGUGGGCAAAGUGCAGGUGCAGGAUCGAUAUUACACCAUCUAUAUUCGAAAAAAGAUAAAUUGUAUUCCAAAGUUAUAGUACAAAGCGGCACUCCUCAAAAACCCGUUUCGUUUACGGAAGCUGAUGAAGAAGCCGCUAUUAAAAUAUCCUCUCAUUUAGGCUUCAACACAACUGAUACAGUAAAAGCUUUAGAAUUCUUAACGAAGUCAUCGCAUGUAUUGGUUGCCAGAGCUGCUGCAGAUUUGAAUUUAAAAUUAAGACCGUGUAAAGAGAAAUAUUUUGAUGGAGUUGAAAAUUUCAUUGAUACAAAUCCAUUUUCCUUAUCGAAUGCAAAGAAGGUUAAAAAUACUCCAAUCUUAAUCGGACAAACCAGUAAAGAACAUUAUGGUUCGCAAGCUAAAAAUUCAGAUGAAUACUAUAAGACUGAUCCAUUCCUGGAUAUUUUAAAGGAUAACUUUAUUAUGGAUGAUGAUAUGAUAUCCAAAGCGGCACAAACUGUUAGGCACUUUUAUAUUGGAGACAAAGGAAUAUCGCGGGAUAUAGCUAGUGAACUAGAAACCUUUACUACUGAUUUCUUAUAUAAUCAUCCAAUUGAAAGAACACUAGUCAAUUUAUUAAAUGAAAAAGCAAGUCCCGUAUAUGAAUAUGAGUUCCGAUACCUUGCAAAUGAAGAUAAGGAAGGGGCACCUCAUUGUGAGGAACUUAAAUAUCUAUUCCAAUAUAACGACGUUGUAGUUGAACAAAAUGACGAAAAUCAACUUGUUAUCAGCCGUGUUACAAAACUCUGGGCAAAUUUCAUCAAAUAUGGAAAUCCAACACCAACAGUUGAUGAGUUAUUGCCCAUUAAAUGGACUCCUGUCUCAGAAGGAACCAGACCUUACAUGAUAAUAGAUUCCGAACUCAAAAUUGAAAAUAGAGUUAAUAAGGAGAGAAUGGCAUUCUGGGAUCUAUUUUAUGAAGCUUUCGGACAAUAUAAUAAAUAUCUCAAAAUGUAA